Messenger RNA from Papaver somniferum (opium poppy), 1426 nucleotides. Its product is annotated as dnaJ homolog subfamily B member 9-like. Bases 155 to 982 code for a protein of 275 amino acids. NCBI's taxonomy places the organism in Eukaryota, Viridiplantae, Streptophyta, Magnoliopsida, Ranunculales, Papaveraceae. The record is from RefSeq and is a predicted model, not a curated record. The transcript has 5 exons. Gene Ontology annotation, cellular component: cytoplasm. Gene Ontology annotation, biological process: protein refolding.
UCAGCUCUUAGAUUUGACUUUAUUACAACACGAAGUAAAACAGAACACCACAGAAUCCAAAUCCAUUCCAGUUUACACAAGAAGAAGAUAAUCCCUACACCAUGAGACCAAAAACAUCCUCCUCUCAGAUCUCUCUCUUUCUCUAGAAUUAUGCAUGGAAUCUCUCUCUUUCUUUUCUCUUUCACCUCCCUUUUAUCGGAUUGCUCAAUCAAAAUCAUUCACACCCAUUUACAGAUUCAGUAAACAUAACCAAUUCGAGGUUCACUUCUUCUCUGUUUCCCAAAUUUGUUUCCCAAAUCUCAGUAUUAAGAAGAAAAGUGGGAGUGGGUUUGUUGUAAGAGCUGCUAAUCGUGGUGGUAAUAGUGAAUCUCCAUAUGAUGUAUUAGGUGUUUCACCUUCUGCAACUCCUGGUGAAAUCAAGAAAGCUUAUCGAAAACUUGCACUCAAAUUCCAUCCUGAUGUUAAUAAACAGGCAAAUGCGCAAGAGAAAUUCAUGAGGAUUAAACAUGCGUAUAAUACGUUGUUGAACUCAGAAUCACGGCGUAAGUAUGAUUACGGAAGAGGAGAAACUGGUGGUUAUUCAGCUUCGAAGAAUCGAAACAGGAAAGGACAAGAGGAGGAGUUUUAUGGGUUUGGUGAUGUUUUGAGGGAUGUACAAAUAACAGUAGGGGACUUCUUUAGGGACCUUCAGGUGGAGUUUCAAAACUGGGAAGCAAGCGCGGCAUCACAAGGGAAGCCCAAGAGCUUGUGGGAAGAGUUAGCAGACAUUGGUGAAGAAUUUGUGGAGUUUCUAGAGAAAGAGCUGAACAUAACAGAUGCUAAUGUCGAAGAUGGAAACAACACAAAGACUGCAGAAGGCAAAGCACGUGAAAGUACUGGGUCACAGAGAGCGGGAGCUGAUGUUCGGAGUGAUGAGAUUGAAGAUAACAUUGACGAGAUUGAAGCCACUCUUGCGCAGUUGAAAAGGGAAUUAGGACUCUAGUAAAAUCUGUCUUACUGCAGUCAUUUUCACAUGGAACGAGAAAAUGAUUUGUGUAUUAGAGAGGCUACUUACAAGUGCAGUUUUAUCGAUCAAGAAGGUAAUCUAUUGAAGGCAACUCAACUCUCUGCCAAAGCAUCAUCAAACUCGACCAAGUUGCUUGCAGGAAUUUCAUGAAGCUAGCUAGCUUGAUACCGCUUAGCUUCAUGAUAUGGUUAACAUCAGCCAGGGCGGCACAUCAUACCAUGUUCAUAAAAAAGAGGAUUACUUCAGUAGUUCAAUGACACCAAAUGGUGGAAACAAUUUGUAAAUGCUUUGCGUUCAUUCUUUGAAUGUUGUUUUGUGUCUGCUAUUUGGUUUCUUCUGGGGAGUGGUGCAGAGCAAACCUUCCGUAUGUGACAUCUGAAAACUUGUGAAAUUUCGACACGUACUGUUUUCAAAAAUUCC